Messenger RNA from Talaromyces atroroseus, 4551 nucleotides. RefSeq names its product Anucleate primary sterigmata protein A. The coding region runs from base 1 to 4551 and encodes 1516 amino acids. Gene Ontology annotation, molecular function: tubulin binding; phospholipid binding. Gene Ontology annotation, biological process: microtubule cytoskeleton organization; maintenance of protein location in cell cortex; dynein-driven meiotic oscillatory nuclear movement. The transcript is spliced from 3 exons. Lineage: Eukaryota; Fungi; Ascomycota; Eurotiomycetes; Eurotiales; Trichocomaceae. The record is from RefSeq and is a predicted model, not a curated record. Gene Ontology annotation, cellular component: cell cortex; mitochondrion.
AUGGAGGAUCCCUUUGUUUCUAGCCCUAACGGGCUUACAGGCCCUCGGGAGCCACACCGAUAUUCUGCUUUCGAUACUCAGCUCUUUAGCCUGAAUGCAUCAUCGCCAUCUCAAGCUAAGCGGGCGCUCGAGGCGCAUCUAGCGGAAACCGAACGGAGGCUACAAGAGGCGUCAAAACUGGGCACGGCGCUCGUCAAUCAACAGAAGGAACUUACCGACAAACUCCAUGAACUCGAACAGCAGAGAGACGAGGGCGAAAUCGGCCCGGAACUUCGACAGAAGCUAAUUGAGUUGGAAAAGGAGUACAAUGAAAUCGGCCGGGAUAGUGCGCGUGCCUUCUUGGCGCCAAAGCGAGCAGUCAGUGGCGGAGAGAGCACGCCUGGCAUUGACUUACGCUCACCCGCAGCGUCUUCCGUGUUCACGAGCCAAGCAACUGCGUCGCCGUCCAAAGUUAGCGUUCCUUCGCGAAAACAACGAAAUCAACCGUCGAGCCGUGUCCAUGAUAUCGAGUUUGCUACUGAGAUUUCAACUUCACUUCUGGCUCAGGUCCGUCAAUUACAAACAAUGUUGGCUGAACGAGAGGAAGCAUUGAAGAACGUGACCCUUGAGAAUUCAAAACUUGAGCUCGAGGCCGAAGGAUUUACGCAAAGGAUUCGUGAUCUUGAUGAAAGCGAGCAACGUUAUAAAGACGAAAACUGGAGUUUGGAGACGCAGAUGCAUGAGCUCAUGGCUGCCUUCAAAGAAUCCCAAGAACGUGAGACGAAACUCAACAGUGCUCUGAGUUCUUUAACCGCUGAGAAAACCGGAAUUGAGCGUGAAGCGGAAGAAUUGAAGCAGAGCAAUGGGAAGCUUCUGGAAGAUCAGGCUUCCGCCCAGAAAGCACAUGACUCGGAGGCGAACAUGUUAAGGAGAAAUUUGAACAGCGGGGAUGCGGAGCGAGUUACACUUCAAGCGAAGGUUGAGGAACUAACAUCCCAGAACCAGGAACUCGCUAGGGCCGUGGCAUCUAUGCGCAAUCGUCGGAUUGAUGUCGAAACACCCCGUCCUCGUUUACAUGACGCUGAGGAUACCAUGCCAGAACAGGACUCUCCCGAAAGCUCACCUCCACCGUCGCCCAACAAACAUACUCCAAGACACGGCCUCCUGGAAACAGAAACUCUGCGAAGCUCUUUGGGUCAUGCUCAUCGUAUGAUUCAGAACCUCAAAAGCAACAUUCACCGAGAGAAAACUGAAAAGAUUGAGCUCAAGCGAAUGUUGCAAGAAGCCCGGGACGAACUUGAGACACGGCGACGUGACACUGCGGCACCAGGAAGUGGAGCCAAACGGCAAAAAAUCAAGUCUGAGGCAUUCAAAAAGCCACUUUCUCGCUCUGAUUUACUUGGUCCUAGCAGGAGAGGGCGUACUGAAAUUACCUUGGAAGACACAGAUUGGGAGGAUCAUAUAAGUGAAGCAAGUCCUACUCGUACAGUACGGUCUAAGGGCUCCCACCAAGGGCGCUCCCCAAGGCACCGACCUGACCUGAGUGAUGUGUAUCAGACUGCUGCUGAAACUGACGAUGCUUUCGAGACGGCGAACGAACGAGAGACCGCUACUGAAAGCGAAGCUUUCCAGACUGGGGCUGAGAGCUUAGCUGAUGAUAGUGAUGGUGAUCUUACUGAGACUGAAGAUAGAGGAACCCUCCGUCAAGCAGCCCCGCGUGCUAGGAAAGUUCCUUCUCAACUUUUCACGGCGCAGGCCGGCGAUAGGACAUCCUACUUGAGCACAGCGUCUACUUCAGAUGACGAGAUUCAGGAAGUCCACACACCACUACCCUCUCAACGCAACCGUAUCAGAGUCAGUCGCGGCGGUUUCAGACGAAUUCGACCGUCUGGGGAGGCUCCAAUGGCAUCUUCCCAUGAAUCAUCUAGCGCUCAGCAUUCGCCAGUCGGUUCUUUCCAGCAUGAAAAUGCGGCGCCCAUGGGUCAGAGCCUCUUUGCGGAACUAGAAGAACUGGGUAGUCCUGGUAGUGAUGGUGAUUUCGGUACUCCCAUCCGCACCACACACAUGCCCUCUCAACCGUCAACUCCACUCCAAAACUCGGUCACGUUGAUCAGACAAGCCUCUCAGGAAUCAUUGCCUACUAAGCCUGCAAUGAUCGAUUCUUUUACCAUGACGGACCCAUGGGAACCUGAGGUGGUUUCUGAAACAGCUCUUGAGCAGGUUCCUGAGACGGAGACAUUCUCGCCAACACUGGUAGAUUCAGCAACUCAAUACACACCUACGAAGCGUAACACGGAAUUGAAUGGCGAACACUCAGAUGCUUUCCCAACGCCACCGAAGACAAUUUGGGACGAACCCAAACUAGUUGAGAACAAAGAUCAUGCUGUACGGGAACUGCUACCUUCUCCUCUGUAUCACUUCGAAUUUUCAAGCAUCACAGCCGAAGAGACGGCACCGGUCGCUCCCUCGAUGCCUGAAUUGACGCUAUCAACGAUAUUUAAUGAAACCACUGAGCCUGUAGCAGCGAAGUUACUGGAGCCCAAGCAGGAACUCGUUGCAGAGGACGUCGCCAAGCCUCAGCUAAUGAUGUCACCUGUAUUUAGUGAGAAGACUGAACCCGUCGCCUUCAAAUUACUGCCUCCUGAACCAGCCACUGCCAUUCACGAGCCUGAGCCAGAAGUCCCUGUUAUUGUGCCACAGCUGUCUCUAUCCUCGAUUUACGCCAUACAAACUGAGCCCGUGGCAGUGCCAGAGAAGGUACAACCUGCAAUUGCACCCUUGUCAUUUGCUUCAAUUCAAUCAGCAGAGACUGUACCCGUAGAGCCAGAACUCGCACCCGCUGUACUUACAACAGCUUUCACUCCCGAGAAUGCACCGGAACAGCCAACCUCAGCUAUACGACACAAUGAGCCCAAUAUGCUCAUUGGCAAGAAAUCGUCUGCCAUCUUUGUUUCUGAAGAUGCAACAAGCCAGGCUUUUGGUGGAGUGGAUGCCGAGAAUCAAACAAAGGAUCGAAGCAUGCCUUUGAAUGACAUAUCCGGGAAUAGUACUUUCCGUGAAAGCAUGACAAACAUUGUACAGCACUCUGACCAGGCUGCUCAGACGAUACUAUCAUCCAAGCAGAUUGAUCAAUUGCUUUUGGACCGUAUGGCUUCUCGCCCAUUUACGCCAUCGGAGCCGAGAUCUGUCUCCGAUUUGGAUUCCGUAGUAAAUUCACCUGGUGCAACUCCGAAGGCUAAGAUUCCAAUUGUCGAAGCGGGGACAGUACCAACUCUCCAGUCAACUCCUAAGCGACCCAGCAGCUCUACAAGCGCGAGUAGGGUCUCUUCCUCAAGCGUUCACCCGCCUCUACCAGCAGAUCACAAACAAGUGAUCGCAGCGGCACAAAAUGCUCAGACUACAGCCGGCACCAUGGGGCCUCCUCUCGCUCCGGCGUCAGCGUAUAAAACGAAUAUUCGCCCAAAGACUCCUAAUGAGAGCGUUGCCCAGACCGCCUCAGUCAGGGCUAGAUCGCGACGUGAGAGCCAGGCCUCCACUCGGAGAUCGUCUUUGUCUUCAUUUGUCUCUGAACUUGAUGUGCGAUUUAACAUGCACACAGAUGAGUUACCUCACGGCGUACAUCCUGGAACGGAUCCUCGCAUGAUCCAAGCCAUCACUCAGACAAUGAUCGGAGAGUACCUGUGGAAAUAUACUCGUAAGGCUGUGUCGGGUGAGUUAUCUAGCUCCCGUCAUCGCCGCUACUUCUGGGUCCACCCUUAUACUCGGACACUAUACUGGAGCGACCAAGAUCCUUCCCACGGUAGCAAACAUGAAAGCAAGGCGAAGAGUGUUGCUAUUGAAGCUGUUCGUGUGGUUACAGACGAUAAUCCUUAUCCCCCUGGGCUACAUCGCAAGAGUCUGGAGGUUCUCACCCCUGGCCGUCGAAUCCGCUUCACUGCGGCUACAAGUCAGAGACAUGAAACCUGGCACAAUGCUCUGUCAUAUCUCUUACUUCGGACCGAGGACGAGAAGCAUGCAGGACAAGAAAUAACUGCGGAUGAUGUGGAUGAGUUCAAUCCCGGAGUUCGAAGCGCAUCGCGACAAACAGGACCAAGGAUGUCGGUAUCAUCUUACCAAAGUGUGAGGACGAACACGUCAAAGCCGCGUGCGGCAUCGGCUUUAUCAGUUCGCCCAGCAGUUACUCCUGGGCGUGUGUCACCUGCGCCUAGCUAUCCGCAGAACUCCACGUAUCGUCAAGACCAAUAUCGACAAAGUACAUCUUCUCGUAUAAGCAGCGUGUUUAACGCCACUAUUCGAGGAUCUUUCGCGAGCCGUAGAGGCAGGCACACGCCAGUCCAGGCCGAUAGCAUCUACCAUGAUCAUAGUGCCGACCACGAUAGUGCGGAGGACCUCCGGCAGGUUAUUGAGCGUCAAGAGCGUGAAUCAGAUCGGUUGGAGAACGUUCGUGCAUGUUGUGACGGCAAGCACGAUGUCGGGUCCCUCUCUAGAACGAGUCGUUAUAGUCCUGGACUGAAGCGAUUGUCUAAUUCGUAUAGUCCCCAUUAUCACAAUCACAGUCACAAUCACAAUUAG